Molecule: messenger RNA, 2610 nt
Organism: Capsicum annuum
Lineage: Eukaryota; Viridiplantae; Streptophyta; Magnoliopsida; Solanales; Solanaceae
Product: cytochrome P450 736A117
Exons: 2
Coding region: 969-2501 (510 amino acids)
Molecular function (GO): iron ion binding; heme binding; oxidoreductase activity, acting on paired donors, with incorporation or reduction of molecular oxygen
Source: RefSeq, a predicted model, not a curated record
AAUUGCAUAGAGAUCUAUUUUUAUUUUUAGAAAAAAAAAAAAAAAAAGGAAUUUCACAUAGAAAAAUCUAACAUCAAGUCAAACUAGAUAGGACAAAUCAAGAUGAAAAUUUCAAGUUUCUACUGAAAAUAAAUGCUGAGUUUGCCUCCAAGGAACACUCAAUCGAUCCGGAAGGAAUGAAAAUUGAGGUCUUCGCAGCGGUGAACUUAGAAUUUAGGAGUCGUGGGAACCUGGAUGUUAGGUUCGAACAUAUAUAUUGACACAUGAGAAACCAAGUCACUCAGCUAUGUUCUUAAUUUUUAAGAUGUUUUGAAAAUUUACGUAAUAAUUUAUAUAUAUUUCUCAUCUAAUUAUAUCUGGUCUAUAUUGAAUUGAAGGGGUACCGAUCUGCCGGAGAACCACAAAAUUCAGCAUGGGCCCGUCACUGGGUCGUCGACACUAUCAAUAGCAGUCGAUGAUAAAUUGAUAGAGCAUCCAUCAGUAUAGUUGCUUCAAAUUCAAUAGAAUAAUAAAUUACCAAUUUGAAAGAAGAACUCCUGCAAGAACUUGUGUUUUUUUGUGUGGAGUGAAUAACAGGACAAUCUUAACAUAAAAGAAAGAAAAUAGACGGAAAUGAAUUUUGUGAUCUCUCAGGCUAACUUGGGCAGAUUUUCCACAAAGAAUUAAGGAACCGUUAACCUUGGUUAACUAAUUCAAUUAAUACAUGAAUUUUGACACAUUGAUAUAUAUGUCCAGGGGACACGUGUCAACAAUUUAGAAGGACACUGGCGCAACUGGAGGUGAUGCUCACUGAAGGGGAGCCACUCCAUCCAUUUAUGCACAAUCACAAAAUCAUGCCAAUUGACUGUGUCCACAAAAAGUAAUUCUUCAAUUUAAUUAUACUAUAAGUACUCUUCUUCAGAAGUCCAAACUGUGUUAAACUACAAUCUCAAUUCCCCUAAACUCAACUUAUACUUUUGUUAGACAACAUGUUGAGCUCCUUACAAUGGCUAGAAAAAAGUACCUAUCUGUCGUAUGUCUUAGCCCUUUCAGUACUCAUUUCCUUUAUUCUUAUGAGUCUCCUCAUAACUAAAUCUAAAACCAAAAAAAAUCUUCCCCCUUCUCCCCCUAAAUUACCAUUAAUUGGUCAUAUGCACAAACUAGGAUUGUACCCUCACCACUCUUUACAAAAAUUAUCUAGACAAUAUGGACCGUUGAUGUUCCUUAAACUCGGAAGUAUUGACACUGUAGUUGUUUCCUCAGCUGAGGCAGCUUCCGAAAUCAUGAAGACACAUGACCUUAUUUUCUGCGACAGGCCUAAUUCCAAGGUCAACAAGAAACUUUUGUAUGGCUUUAGGGAUGUGUCUGUCGCGCCAUAUGGAGAGUACUGGAGACAGAUGCGCAGUAUAUGUGUCCUUCAGUUGCUUAGCAAUAAAAGGGUUCAAGAUUUUCGCGUUGUGAGGGAAGAAGAGACUGCCUUGUUAGUCAAGAAGAUUAAGGAGAGGUCACCAGAGGCAGUGAAUUUGAGUGAAUUGUUUAUGACACUUACAAAUGAUAUUGCGAGCAGGGCAGCUUUUGGGAGGAAAUAUAGUGAAGGGGAGGGUGGAGAGAAGUUUAGGAAGUUGAUGAAGGAAUUUGUGGGAAUAUUAGGUGGAUUUGAUUUUGGGACAUUUUUGUCUUCACUUGCAUGGAUUGAUAAGUUGAGUGGUUUAGAAGCAAAAGUGGAGAGAGUUGCUAAGGAGAUGGAUGGAUUUCUUGAGGGAGUAGUGGAAGAACAUUUAUAUAGUAGUAAUACGAUAGUGGAAAAUGAAAAGAGAGAGGACUUUGUUGAUGUUUUGCUUGGAAUUUAUAAGCAAAACAUGGAUGGUUUUUCCAUUGACAGAGAUGGUAUCAAAGCUCUCAUUCUGGACAUAUUUGCGGGUGGAACAGAUACAACUUACACUGUGUUGGAAUGGGCAAUGACGGAGCUUCUAAGGCAUCCUACUGCAAUGAACAAACUCCAAAACGAAGCGAGGGAAAUAGCAAAAGCAAAAAGUGAAAUAGUUUCUGAGGAUGAGUUAGGCAAAAUGCAUUACUUAAAAGCAGUAAUUAAGGAAACUUUGCGCUUACAUCCUCCUAUACCUCUAUUAGUUCCUCGACAAGCUAGACAACAUGUUAAGGUAAUGGGGUACGACGUUGGAGCUGGUACGAUGGUUAUAACAAAUGGUUGGGCGAUCGGAAGGGAUCCUGAAAUUUGGGAAGAUGCAGAGGAGUUUAAGCCAGAGAGAUUCUUGAAUUCUGAUAUUGAUUUUAAAGGGCAAGAUUUUAGAUUGAUACCUUUUGGUUCAGGAAGAAGGGGAUGUCCUGGAAUUUCAUUUGCUAUGGCUACUAAUGAGCUUGUGUUAGCCAAUGUUGUGAGGAAUUUUGAUUGGCAAUUGCCAAAUGGAGCAAAGGGGGCUGAUUUAGAUAUGACAGAAUGCACUGGCCUAACUAUUCACAGGAAAGUACCUCUAUUUGCUGUUGCAACUCCAAACAAUUUCUAGUUUGUUUAUUUUUGGUUUAUAACUCAUAGCCCGUUUGAAUGGUUGUAGCCUGAUGUAUUUUGUAUUAUGUUGUUGGUUUAAAUGCAAUCUUUGUUUUGAUUGUUACUUA